Molecule: messenger RNA, 1179 nt
Organism: Nannizzia gypsea CBS 118893
Lineage: Eukaryota; Fungi; Ascomycota; Eurotiomycetes; Onygenales; Arthrodermataceae
Exons: 3
Coding region: 1-1179 (392 amino acids)
Cellular component (GO): SUMO-targeted ubiquitin ligase complex
Molecular function (GO): ubiquitin-protein transferase activity
Source: RefSeq, a predicted model, not a curated record
AUGAGCAGCGGCCCUAGCAGACAGACGAUUAACGCCCGGCAGCCGAGAAAGCGCUACCACGAGGAGAUCUCAGGCCCUCAUUCUGAUGGCGAAAGCCAGACGUCUCGGAGUCGUCGCGGAGAGUCUUCAAGCUCAGUAGACACACCCGGCGCUCUCAGCAGCAGCAUCAACAGCUCCCGUCCCCGACUGCCACCACUCCCCCCGUUCCCUCGAGUGAGAUAUCCCGGCGACGGGUUCGAUUUCCGCAGGCCCGUCAUGUCGACCGGAGUGCCAGCCCGGCCACAUUCACUCCAGCUUCCGCCGCAAGAGGAUGUUAUCGAUUUAACGCAGGACUCAGAUCCGGUGAUACGGCCUGCCCUAACGCCGGGAGACCAAGAAGAACCCGUGCUGCUGAACAGAGCGUCGCGCGGCCCUCGGUUUGGACGAAAUAUCAUGGUUGAUGUGGUGGAUUUGGAAGCCGACAGUCCUCCCGGGCACCAGCAGCAACAACAGCAACAGCAACCAUCGAGCCCGGAGGUGGAGUUCCUAGGGUCGUCACUGAGGCCCCGCGCAUCACGAGCACCGGAUAGGAGUCACAGCGAUAGCCGACAUCCGCUGCUGUGGUCUAGAAGCUCUGACAUGCCGCAUGUGCAAAGAGGAACGCAGCGGCCUGGGAGACUGUCGCCCCUAGACCGGGAGGAGAUGUUACGACGUGAAUUGUCCCUACGCACGAGAGGCAUGUUGGCCUUUCAGCCAGUAACACCCAUGGCUGCGUCUAUGCAUUGGCUCGGUAGCGAAAUAGACCUCACGUCGGAUCUCAAUCCUUUUGCCAUACAGCUGGAUUACAGCACAACAGCAUUCGCCGGCGGUGAGGCCCCUAGGACAGAGCCUGUGUAUGAGCCACCUCCGCCUCCCCCUGAUGGAUUCACAAGGACAGUUACAGAAGAAGAAGAAGCUAUUUGUCCAAACUGUGAGCGUGAGCUCGGGACGGGAGAUGAGCUGGGAAAACAGAUAUGGGUUUCCAGAGCCUGCGGACAUGUUUACUGUGGUACAUGUACCAAAAACAGAGCCGUCUCUUCUAGAGCAAAGAAAUCUGAUCACUCUCUUGAUAUAAAGUCCAAACCCUUUGCAAAAUGUGUUGUGGCAAACUGCGGGAGAUCCGUUAGCCAGCCCCGGACAAUGUUCCAAAUUUAUCUCUAA